Molecule: messenger RNA, 982 nt
Organism: Nelumbo nucifera (sacred lotus)
Lineage: Eukaryota; Viridiplantae; Streptophyta; Magnoliopsida; Proteales; Nelumbonaceae
Product: ethylene-responsive transcription factor ERF109-like
Biological process (GO): regulation of DNA-templated transcription; ethylene-activated signaling pathway
Molecular function (GO): DNA-binding transcription factor activity; DNA binding
Source: RefSeq, a predicted model, not a curated record
CCUCCAAUUUCAAACUUGAAACAACCCAACACACAGUAUUCAGCAUUCAGUAUUCAUCAAAGCCAAGCUAGCUAGUAGCUAGCUUGCUAUGGUAACAAACAACAUUAACGAAUUGGAAGAUCUCGGCCAGUACCCUUCCCCUUCACAGCGCGAGCGAGAGUUCUCCAUCAUGGUCUCCGCUCUCAUUCACGUCCUCUCCGGCGCCAAGGCAACUUCUCCUUCCACCUCCGAACCACCACCACCAUCUAGCAUUCUGCCACUUCCUGAAGCUUACACCUGUGGUCUCUGUGGGAUCCACGGUUGUCUGGGUUGUAAUUUUUUUGCCUCCUCCUCGUCUUUAUCCUCUUCUAUGCAGCAGCAGGAGUCGACCUCGGCAGCAGCUAGUGACAGUAGUAAGAAAGGGAAAAAGAGAAAGAAAGGCAAUAAAAACUAUAGGGGUGUGCGACAGAGGCCUUGGGGAAAGUGGGCUGCAGAGAUUAGGGACCCUCGAAGGGCGGCCCGCGUCUGGCUCGGAACUUUCGAUACCGCUGAAGAGGCUGCUCGUGCUUACGACAAGGCCGCCAUUGAGUUCCGCGGAGCUCGAGCCAAGCUCAAUUUCCCAUUCCCUGAUAACACUGCAGGUACCAGUAGCGCAGAGAACCAAAACUUAGACACCCAACAACAACAGCAACAUUUACAGCAGCAGCAACAGGAAGAAGAGAAACCAUACACUACUCACAGUACUGCAUGUAUGCAGCAAGAGUCAUUUUUAUCCCCUCCGGAGACGGUAGAGUUGGCACCUGAAACCAUUAACAAGCAAGAGAAUUUCUGGGAUUUAGUAGGCGAUGAUCAGCUUGCGUUCGAGGAGUGGAUGUUCAAGCUCGUGAAUGAUUCAUCCAGUGGACUUCCUACUUUCACAGCGUCUGGCGACACCGCCACUUUCGAUGUCUCCCAGCGUCAGCGAGACCUCUCUCCCAGCUGAUUAAAAAAAAAUUCGUGGAAU